AACACACAGCAACGCUCCGCUGGUGACUUUGGAGGGUGAUGUAGCUCGACUGGCUGUGCUGUAGAGCAGCCGACAGAGCUGCACACUAAUUAGCUCUACCGUGAUGUUUGUCCGCGACAUGGGUUGCCGAUAAACUCACAUGUCGUGGUUGUACGUGUUGUCCGGGCGUAAUGAGUCGUAAGCAUCCGUACAAUCGCUGCAAACGGCGGGUAAAUGCGUUUACCGACUGCGGCUAGCUCGCCUGCGUUUAGCAAAUGUUAACCAAAAAGCAAUAAACGCUUUCGGUCGUCAUGUUCGCACAGUCGUCCGAUGUGCACGCUUUACUUUCCCGCGGUGUCGCUUCUGCACUCGGUGCAGUGAUAACGGACGGGUAGGGUCCGCGUCAGCUCCAGCACCAUGACCCCCGCUCAGCAGUGAGCUAGCAGGCUGCUGUUAGCGGCUAACUUCGUAGGCGAUGCAAGCAGCGGACUCCGUCCACGCCGCCCGCUGUUGAAAACCACGUCCGUCCCAUGGAGCUUGAGCGUCGUUCGGCUUGCCGAAGAUGACGGGCCGCCUGAGCCGGGUUUUUGUGCCUCUGUCUGCAGGAGGCGGAACAUGGAAGCCGAGGAAGAGUGGAACAAAGAGCUGAGUGCGCACACACUGCUGGAUAAGAAAGUGCUCCGCAGGCAGAAUGGAGGGAUUGGUAUAGUGAGGACUCUUCACAGCCUGUUGAGAACCCAGAACACACUGCAGAUUCAGUCCAUCACCCGCUCAGAAUGUGCAGGCUCCUGUCCAAAUCUGAUGAUGAGUAGGAUUGAGCACACAGAUGCGAGGCCCAUCCCCGUGGCCCUCACCCCCCAGCUCCCCCCGAGAGCUCACAGGCCCCUCUGCGUGUCGGUCUCCUCCGACAGCAGUGGACGCUUCAAAGCUCUGGAGACGCAGGAGUGGAAGAACAACCUCAAAGCUCAGAUGGAGCAGGCCCACAGUGCAGGAGCCGCCAGCAGCACAGGUUCUCUGGAGCGAGCGUCCCUGUUCUGUGCUUCAGCUUCCACAACAGCGUCCAGCUCCGGCCUGUCCAGUCCGGUGGAGAACCUCAACAAGAGCAAAUCCUCCAGCCGCUUCUCUCUCUUCUCUCCACCCUGGAACAGCAGCUCUGAGUCUGACUCUAACCCACCAUCGCGUUCAGGGUCUAAGAAGUUGCGCAACUACAGCAGGAGAGCAGCCACUGGGCCGGCGGGAGCCAGAAGCCCUGAUACACCCGAGCCCAAAACCAGCGGCCCUGAACACUUCCAGUACUCUGAACCCGUCAUCUCUAAGGUGACGGACUACAUCUAUGUCGGCAACCUGAAUGCGGCGUACAACGGACGCACCCUGUGCCGCAACAACAUUGACAGCAUCAUCGACAUGAGCAGCGUGCCGGGAGAACCGGGGCCCAGCCUCAACCUCAUACCCUGCACCUGCUCCCGCGGCGCCCGCCACAGCUGGUCCCGUCUCAAGGUGGACAUUGAAGAUGUGCCGGACGCUCUGGGCGACGGCCCCGCCCUCAAGCAGCGCUGCUUCGAGGACAUCAACGAGUGCAUCGACGCCUCCACCGAGAAGAGGAAGCGCGUCCUUGUGCACUGUCGGGACGGGUUCUCGCUGGCUCCAACGUGCAUCAUCCAGUACCUGAUGGUGAGGCAGAACAUGAGGCUGAUUGCCGCCUACGAGCUGCUAAGGGCCAAGUACCCGGUCAACAUCAGGGAGUGUCACCAAAACGUGCUGGUGAGUCUGGAGAGGGCACUGCGUCCUGGGGGCAACGUCAACCCUGAGUGCUUCAAACAGGCCAUCUCUCGUAAGGUGGCGUGGACCUGACUUUGUUUUCAGACUUGCUCAGCUGCUGCUCAUGGAUUUACAUAUUUUCCUAAAAACAACAUGGGCAGCUGAACUUUCCCCCCCGUAGACUGAUCUAUUGGAUAUUAUCGUCCACACUUGAGUUCAGUAUCUGUAAAACUUGAUGUGUUUCCUCUUUAAACCUAUAAAUGUGAUGUGGCCGUGAUGCCCUAUCCCCCCCCCCCCCUCACACAACAGUAAACGCGAUAGACUUAACUCUAAUGUAUACAGCUUCAUGGUAAAACGAUGUAAUAGUGAUGGCUGUAUAGUCCUGCUUCAGUUCUGUGCCACGUCGUCAUGGUGAUGUUUUAUAUCAGGGGAAAUUCUUAACGGGAGCUCUCAGGAGAUGAUUGAUGUCAUUCCAGUACAGGGUGGGGAAAUUACUCAUUACACAAAAUUGCAGCUGCGUUCACACCUGGAAAUAAAAUGCAUCUUGGUGAGCUGCGUGUGGCAUUUAAAGAUGUUCUUGAGAUUUUUAAACAAUAGGGCAGAUUAGGUGUGAAGGAGGGAACGACUGAGGAGUAGAGAUACAGCAAAGGGCUGCAAGUCGGCAUUGAAACGUGGUCAUUGUAGAAGGCUGCAGCCUCAAGGUUGCCAGCUCUAACAGGUGAGAUAUUUGCUGCCCUUGUUUGUGACAUUCAGGAUUAAAAAUGGUAGGAAAGUUCACAUUGAUCUUUUAAACUAUAGUGCAUAACCUUACAUUAAAACAAAACAAAACCCAGCAUAGUCCAAUGAGUUUGCACACUGCUCUCUAUGUGGACUAGGAAGUGAUUUGUUUUCUGACCCAAAGUAAAGCGAGACGACUGCAACGAUUGGAGUUUGACUUUAAAUCCAUGAAAAAUUAGAGAAGCUAAUUCUAUUGCUUGUAAAAAGAAAAAAAAAACCUGGUCGUUCAGCAGUUUGAUGGGAUAAGAGCUUCAUGCACCAACGCUCCCUCAGUGAGGUUUAUCUACUAGGCUGGGUCAUUGUUCCAGUUACUAGAGUGAAAAGUACUGUUCAGUCCCAGUAAACCACUGACUGAGAAUAUGACAUUUCAAAAAAAACCUUCUCUACAGUCUCCCUUUUUAAAGUUUUGAUCUAAAAUAAGUUAUAAAACCGUUUUAUUUUCUCCCUCUCUUGCUAUAAUUGCUGCUGGACGUCCGUACGUCAGCCACAGAUGUAAACCAACUUCAAAAUACAAGUUGCCACUCGAGAUGCAUUUUAGGAGUCUUUUAGGGAUGCACAAUAUUGGGUUUAAAAUGUAUUCUCGAAUAUCGGCAAACACACGAAGAUCCGCCAACUACUGACUAAAACAGUAGGAUUGUGCGUUUAUUUUGCGCAAAGAAGUUAUUUUGUAUCCACAUCUGCUGCGACAUGAGUAUGAAAAAUAUUGUGUUAAUUUCACUACAGAAGAGAUUAAAUGACCUCUGCCGUUCGGCAAAAGGAAAGACAUAUCGUUCAUCAGCCCAAACACUCUCGAUAUAUGGGCAAAAGUCCAAUAUCGUGCAUCCCUAAUUGUUUCCAGGGGUGAACUUAGAUCUAUAUCAUAUAUAAAUAUAGACAGACACAGUCUACAAGAUGACAUCAAAUUAACUGGCCAUUAUUUGUUUCGAGGCUAAAUCAUCUGUUGUGCUGGUUAGUUGUUUGUAGUCGGUGGGUUAAAAAGGUUUAAAUUCUGACCCUUUUUGUAAAAAAAACAAACAAACAACCUGCCCCUCUGAAGGACUUGAUGUGUGAGUUGUCACCACUGGAUACAUCACCACUAACUGGAUAUUAUCACUGAUUAAUCCGCUUCUAUCGCAAGAGGGAACUUUGCACACAGACACACAAUUUAUACCACUAGGCUUCUGUUGAUUGUGACCUUUUGUUUGAACGCCGCUGCAUGUUUUUUUCCUGAGGUCAUACUCGACGGAAGAUGGACGUUUUUCGACCUCUCCUCUGUGAGGAAGACUGUAGCUCCCAUCUUCAGCCACAGUUUGUUCGAGUCAGUCUCUGGUGGUGCUCGGACUGUGGCUUUGUGAAUUUGAACUUCAGUGUAUGCAGUGAGGCUGGGUGUUGUGCAUCUCUGUGAAUUUUUCAGUAUUAGUGUAUCGGUGCCACUGAACUGCAAUUCAGGGUUUUUACACUGCGGGAGAUGAUUUUUGCACUACUCACAGGGUUGUUAAAUGCAAGCAUUGCCUUUUUUAUUAUUUUAAUAUUGUUUCAUUGUUUCUCUUUUUUUUUAUAUCUGUUUAACAGCAUUUUUACAUGCGCCUAAAACUCCUAAAACACAUUUAAGAUACGGUUAUAUUUAAAAUUGUUUACAUUCCCCGAAUAGAUAUAGAUUACCAACAUUCUAUAUUCAGUUAUCCAUAACUGGCCCAAGAAAACCAAGGUGUGACAUUUUUUAUAACCUAAGGAUUGUCCGAUAAUCAUAAUGAGUGUGUGUGUACAUGAGUAUGCAUCCUUGACGAUAUAAUUUGGCGAGGAAUAAAAAUAAAUCAUCUUAUUAACGCACUCAUCGGUUAAGCUCUAAUUACAUCUGCACUGGUUCAUGGUCCUUGUCUCUCCGCUGCAUUUCUGUCGUCAUCCUGUGAUUUCCUGGACCGUAUCAUUUGCAAAGAGAUUGGCAUUUAUUGUAGUUUUAUGCAUCUAAAACGUGGAAGCCAGAACGGUUAAAAAGAGGUAUGCAAACUAAUAAGUUUUUUUGUUGUUAUUCAACAGAUUAGACUCUGACUGCUCUUGUACAACUUCUUUAAAUAGUUUCAUCACCAAACCUGAAAGUAGAUUGUUUCUUUGCUCGAAACAGGAGCCACUUUCACUAAACAGUUCACUAAAGCAGAUUAAUACAGAUGGUUAUUUCAUGACUUGAUGACUCAUCAAAGCUAAAGUUGUUUUAACAUAGUACAAAUCAGGUGUGAUUUAAUGAGUUCGACUGAAUUUGUCAGUCAAUCAUUUCUGCUCCUGAAAAUUCGCCUCUUGCACAAAUUUCUGUCACGUUCCAAAUGCUAAAACUGUGACAUCCCACCUUUUCACUUUCAAAAGUUUCUCUCUGCUCGGCUAACAAUUUGCCUCCCCCCCCUUUUUAAAUGUGUUUACGUCUUCCUCAGUCGAUGCAAACUAACCUCCCUAUCAUUUAACUUUGCUUGUUACCCACAUUUCAAAUUGGAAACAGCAGCUAAAACUUAGUACGUAGCUAAUGGCCCAGUUUUUGCUGUUGAGUUUAUUCUGAUUCUGACUGAUUCUUGAUUUGCGUUCUUCACUGUCGGUGACAAUAUGACCUUGUGCAAAAAGGAAUUUCAGGAAUUGAAAGUGUUUGAAAACUUCAUCGGCGGUAGAACCAACGCUACUGACCACAAAGCAAACCUUUUACUCGACAAAUCAUACAAAUUGUGAAGUGAUCUCAUUCGUUUACGUGACUUUGGUUUGUUUUUCGCUCGGCCUCGGUGAGAGUCAGUUGGAAGCAGCAGUUCAGUCUGGAUGUUAGCGUUAUGGUAGGAGUGGGAACCUUUAAAACAAAAAAAAACAAAACAAAGAAAUAAAAAAAAAAAAAAAUAUGGUGCCUUCAUUUGAAGUCGUCUCGUGACUGUAUGGUGAAAUUUGCACACUUUGUAUGACUAUCACUGCUCUUACUAUGUUGUGAAAUGUUGAAUAUUUUUGGAUGUCUUAUUUUGACCUGCCCCACCCCUCGAAAAACGAACAUGAUAUUUGUGUAAAGUGGUCCUUGCUAUAAUAUUUGCUGGUGAUUAGUGUACAGUAUACUGGUGUUUUACUAAUGCAGCUGGUGAGACUGAAGGAGACGAUAUAAAUCCUCCCGUGGAUGUUUUAAAGCUCACUCACGGCACCGUGGUAGUGGACAGAAGUGUCGACAGAGUCGUCAUAUCAAACUGAAUAGGUUUUCUAAUUCGUUCUCUCAGGUGAUUCCUCAGUGGCCCAGAAUGUUCUCAAUGAAUAUGAUGUUCAGAAAUGUGAAGCAAAGUAUUUCUCAUGUCAUGUUUCCUAAAUCAGAUUUAAUUUGUACUGUUGAAAUAUUAAAGAAAACGAUGUACCCAA
Molecule: messenger RNA, 5859 nt
Organism: Solea solea (common sole)
Lineage: Eukaryota; Metazoa; Chordata; Actinopteri; Pleuronectiformes; Soleidae
Exons: 4
Coding region: 595-1830 (411 amino acids)
Biological process (GO): protein dephosphorylation; negative regulation of MAPK cascade
Cellular component (GO): cytoplasm
Molecular function (GO): protein tyrosine/threonine phosphatase activity; MAP kinase tyrosine/serine/threonine phosphatase activity
Source: RefSeq, a predicted model, not a curated record